Wasmannia auropunctata (little fire ant) is the source of this 4239-nucleotide messenger RNA. RefSeq lists its product as uncharacterized. The coding region runs from base 316 to 4239 and encodes 1307 amino acids. NCBI's taxonomy places the organism in Eukaryota, Metazoa, Arthropoda, Insecta, Hymenoptera, Formicidae. The transcript has 16 exons. Gene Ontology annotation, molecular function: protein binding. The record is from RefSeq and is a predicted model, not a curated record.
GCGACGUGGCGGAUGUUGUCCAAUGUUGUCCGCGCAUUGUAAGAAAAUUAAGAUGUAAUUUAAUAGAAAGUUUCUAAUUAAUACACGUUAAUUAAGUGCUCGACGUAAACGAUCAUUGUAUAGGUACUUGGAGAUCAAGAAGGAUAUAAAAUACAUUCUGUGAUAGAAGAUAGUUUGUUUUUUGAACGCUAUUUAAUGAGUUGUCAUUGACAUUUCCUUGAAAUAUAACCUCUAAAUUACUACAAGUUGUGAUAUUUUGCAAAACAUAACUAUAAUAACAAUUUGUAAAAAUGCGUUGCACAUAAUAGCAGAUACAUGAUGGAUCCUGAGACGGCAUACGAGAAUUUAUUUAAAUUGCAGUGUUUAAUUAAAACCACCGAGAUACAGCAUAGUGUACAAUGCAAACUUGAAAGAAAAUUAUUUUUUGCAUUGGCAAACAACAAUGCCGAAAUUAUUCUUUAUUUUAAAAGAGAAUCCUCUUGUCUACCUGUCAUUAAAAAGAUACCUUGGUUUCAAGGGCCGCAUAAACAAAUCGCUGCUUUUUGCUUUGAUUCAAGUGGUACUUGGUUAUUAUGCAUUACUUUAGAUGGUUCAUUGUAUGUAUUACCUGCUUUAACUUUAGUCGGUGAAAAUUGCAUUGUUGACAAGAAAUGGAAGACUGACGAUGCGACGUAUAUUCCUUUUAUAAAUUCUCAGCCUUCUCAUUUCAGACCAAUAGCUAUUACAUGGUGGAAAAAUACCAAAACAUCUAUGGACAUAGCCAUCAUAGGAACGGAAUGUGGAACAAUUGUAUUUAUAAACCUUUUGAAUGGACAACAGCUAGGCGUAACAUAUAUUAAUGAAAGUAUAAGCAGUCUACAUAUUUGUCAAAAUGAAUACAAUGAGAUUACGUCUCUUUUGAUAACGAGUAAAUUUCAACAGCAAUGGCGUUUGCCUUUGGAACACUUAACUUUUAAUCUUUUGCUUAAUUUUGAAAACAAAGAAUCUUAUAACGAAUUAAAUUUAAGUGACAUUCGUGACAAUAAUGGGGAAGAUUCCGCUCCUAACAAAUCUAAGUUACAAGAGCUUAAACAACUCUCUGUUGAAAAACUGGCUAUUCUUAAGCAAAAGUUAAUCGAUACCAAAAAUCAAGCAUUGGGAGAUUUACAAUGCAGAGAUGCUGCAAGUAUCAAAGAAAACAAUAAUGGAAUUCCUGUUAAUCUGGAAAUAUCGAAAUCCAAAUUAGGUUUUAUAAGUCCAGAACCAAUAUCAAAAGAUACUUUCCUAUCUUUGCAAUAUGACAGAGAGGACCGACAAUUGUAUACAUGCUAUCAUCCUGUCACCAAUUACAUCACAGUACAUGGUCCAAAUCUAACUGUGGUACCCUUGUCAAUGCACAAAGUAUUUGAGUCGUGUAAAACUGUUCUAUUAACACACAGAUUAUUUUUUAUUACCCAUGCUAAUCAACGUUUAGUAUAUAUAAUAUCCAAUCAAUUAUCCGAGACUCAUGUAAACAAUGAUUAUCAAUUUAAUCCCGAAUCUAUUAUUGGAAUAUUUUCUUUUAAAAAUAGUAAGGAAUUUGUACGCACAGUAUACAAAGUAACAAAAUUCGAUAAAAUAGUACCGAGAAAAGUCUUUGAGGAAAUGGAGAGUAAAUAUAUCUUACCAAAGAGUAUGAGGGAUAUUGAAGUCGAUCCUUUUAGUUUGGAUACAUGUAUAAUUGUGACAAACCGCUGUGUAUACGAAGUGGUUUUAAGAAAGUCUCUUUUAUCAAUCUUUACGGAAUUAAUAUUGAAGAAAAACGAGUUGCAAAAAGCAGGAAAAUUAGCAAUGAUUUUUGGAUUGAAUGGCCAACACCUGUUGGAAUAUGUAGGCGAUUUAUUCCUAUCAAAUAAAGAAUUCUCACGCGCAGUAGCUUCGUAUAAAAUGUCGAAGUGUAAAUUAUUGAAGAGCGUGUUAAAGUUUGCAUCGGUCGGCCAUACUUCAGAAUUAUUAAGUUGUCUAACUCACUGUUUAUUGACACCUGUCAUUACUGAAAUGCCUAUUGCAACAAGGAUACAUUUAUCUAAUUUGUGCGUACUUUCUUUUAUCGAGAUGACAUUGAGGGUUUGGUCGGAACAAUCUAAAGUGAUUUAUAAAGAAUUCUUAUACUUCUUGUCCACAAAUACAUUUUACGAUGAAUUAUUAGCUAUUAAUAUAGCUGGUCAAACUUACCUUUGGGAGGUAUUACACCAUUUAGCUACACAAAGGAGUCUGUACAGUCAAAUGUUGGAUAUUCUCGUAAAGACGAUACAAAUAUUUGGCACAAACGACAUUCACCCAAAGUCAUAUGGGUUACUUAUAUGUUUAAGUGAAUCUGAUUUAAUGCAAUCAAUGUUAUUGAAUUGCGAUUUAGCUAGAUCUCAUAUACUAUUUGUACGCAAUAAUCUGCGAGAUUUUCAGAUCUUCGUGCUUCAGAGAUUAGUAACAUUGUAUGAUCCAACAAAUCCAGUAUUACGACCUAAAUUAGUACAAUGUAAAGCACGUCAGAAGGUAUCGUCCAAUCUGCGAUCUAAUCAGUGUGAUUCUACUACAGAUUCUACGGAUAAUAUUGAUCAGUCUGAUACGCUUGUGGAAGAGAUAAUAGAAACGUUUAUACUAGUCUUAUUGACUCUUAUUUAUAAAAAACGAUUGUUAAACCCCAAUUCCAGAUUCACUUUUUUGUAUGACAUUCAAUUGCCGGAGUUAAACAAGGAAUACUCGGAAAUGACUCUGCACAUUGAUUUUAAAAAGAGAUCAUUAAGUACUGGAUUUUCUCACGUUGCGCUUGUUAGAAACGGUAAUAUCUAUACUUGGGGAAGUUCAGUGCAAGGUUGCUUGGGUACUGGCUCUAGUGUUUUGCGAUAUGGGGCACCUCACGCCGUAUGCUUCUUCAAAAGUAUGAAGAUUGAAGUUUUCAGUGUAUCGUGUGGACAUUGCCAUACCCUGGCAGUUACCAAUAAUGGAAUUUACGCUUGGGGCGCUAGUCAAUUUGGCCAGUUAGGACUCGGCAAGGUGCUACAAUGUUCAAGUCCGGAAUUGAUUACUUCGCUGGCACAAGAAAUUAUUGUCGAUGCGGUAGCUGGACAAUAUCAUUCUGUAGCAUUAACCACAGAUGGUAGAAUAUUUACGUGGGGUUGGGGUGUUCAUGGCCAGCUGGGUCAUGGUAAUACCGACGAAAAAGCCACACCGUCUUUGGUCAAAGCUCUGCUUGGCGUAGUAGUGUGUUGUAUCAGCGCUGGAUACGCGCACACAUUGGCACUAUCGGUAGACGGUGUGGUGUAUGCCUUCGGAUGUAAUGUUCUUGGGCAAUUAGGAACAUGUGAUAAUGUCAAAAGUUCUACCCCCACAAGAGUAUCGUUACCCGAUGGGAUAAUGCUUAUAAGUACUGGAUACUUUCAUAAUUUAGCUGUCAGUAACACGAACAAAUUAUUCAUAUGGGGUGCAAGUCCUCAGGUUCUCAGAUUACAAGCACAAGCGCAAAAGAAAACUCGUAUUCUAGAGCAACAAGAAAAUGCUAGUGAGAAAAACAGUAAGGUUUUGGGAGGAUCGGAGAAAAGAGGAUCAAGUAGUGCUACAAAUCUAAACAGAGAAAUAAAAAAAGAAUUUUUGGAAAAUAGUGUACAAACCAAGUCUACUCAAAUGCAAAUGAUUACUUCUGAUACAGAAACCCAAAAGAAAUCCGAAACUGAAAACACAGAUUUGAGAGAUUUGAACUUUGAUUUGAUCGAAGAAAAUCAAGCACAUUUAAGACCAUGUGUUGUCGAUACUAGUUUGAUAAAAGGGCAAAUUAAUCAGGUUCAUGAAAUUAUGCCAGAAUAUAUUAAAAUUUUCUCCUCUUUGAUGGCGGACAAUUAUGGAGCACCUUUAAAUGGAUAUCCAGGUGCAGGUAGAAAUAACAAUCCAGAGCAAAUGAUGGAAGGAAUCGUCAAUACGAUAUUCUCGGAAAUGGAAGAUUCCAGAUUAUUUGCACAUGUUAAGAAUUCGGAUGCUGUAAAUCACUUGCUUACAACGGAAGAAGAUAAUGUGAUAUUUACAUGCGGACAUCAUUUUCCAAUCUCUCUGUACGAAACGGACGUUGUUCCGUCGAUGGAAACUGAAUUAUUGACAUCUUCAUCGUUAAUUCUUCCAUGUACGUCGCAAUAUUUAGGAAAUAUGUUAUCUCGCACAUCUGAACCAGAAAUCCUGUGUCCUUUGUGUAUAAUUGGAGUAUUAAGAGCAACGGUAAAGAAUUGCGAAUAA